AUGGUCCUCAAACUUCGCCUCGCGCGCAUAUCCAAUCCCACAGGCGCCCGAAGACACAAACCCUUUUACAACAUUGUCCUCGCCCAAGGCCGAUCAGCACGAGAUUCCAAACCCAUGGAAGUCCUCGGCACUUACAAUCCCAUCCCUCAAACUCCCGUGGGCGCGGAACCCGGCGAUCGCAAAGUCAAGGAUAUUAAAGUCGAUGUCAGUCGUGCUAAGUAUUGGUUGGGAGUGGGUGCGCAGCCUAGUGAUACUGUGUGGAGAUUAUUGGCCAUGAUUGGAUUGUUGGAGCCGAGAUAUCUUCCGCAGGGACCACAGACGCUGAGACAGGCGCGCUUUGAGACGCAUGUGCCCAGGGAGGAGAAUUUGGCGGGGAAGAAGAAGUGA
Molecule: messenger RNA, 387 nt
Organism: Ramularia collo-cygni
Lineage: Eukaryota; Fungi; Ascomycota; Dothideomycetes; Mycosphaerellales; Mycosphaerellaceae
Product: related to 37S ribosomal protein S16
Exons: 3
Coding region: 1-387 (128 amino acids)
Biological process (GO): mitochondrial translation
Cellular component (GO): ribosome; mitochondrial small ribosomal subunit
Molecular function (GO): structural constituent of ribosome
Source: RefSeq, a predicted model, not a curated record